AUGACCAAUAACGACAACGUCCGCGAUGUCGGCGCCGUGUACUCCCAAGCAGAGUUCUCGUCCGCGCCUACGUUUCUCCUCAUGGACAAGCAGAGCCCUAGCAACAACGACGACAUAAUGUCAAUCAUGAUCUGCGUCGAGUCCAUUGAGUGCAACUUCUGGAAGACUAAGAAGCAAAAGAACAAGGACUGCGGCGGCUCCAUGUCGGACGAGGAAGCCGCCUUCACCGUCGGUUGCGGCGACGUCCACAAGCUUCCUCUACCACUGACUGGCACAUACGGCUCCUACAAGUGUCAGCAUGUACAUCUCAACACCUACGAGUCUUCGAGCACUGUUAGGGUUGAGACUACCCCACACGACCCAAACAAUGAUGUGCUAGUAAACCCUGCUUCCGUCGACUAA
This is a messenger RNA of Alternaria novae-zelandiae, 402 nucleotides long. RefSeq lists its product as uncharacterized. The transcript has 4 exons. Lineage: Eukaryota; Fungi; Ascomycota; Dothideomycetes; Pleosporales; Pleosporaceae. Bases 1 to 402 code for a protein of 133 amino acids. The record is from RefSeq and is a predicted model, not a curated record.